Molecule: messenger RNA, 1301 nt
Organism: Cetraspora pellucida
Lineage: Eukaryota; Fungi; Glomeromycota; Glomeromycetes; Diversisporales; Gigasporaceae
Source: the annotation of a GenBank genome assembly
AUAGCAUAAAAAAAGACCUUCAGAAGAUUGUGGUUUCUUCCAAUUUCGACGAUGCGCGCAGAAAUAAAUCCCAAGAAAUAAUUAAUCAAUGGAAGGACUGGUCAGCUAUCCCAGGUACAUUUGAUACACCAGAGAAGAUUUUGAAACGUCCUAGGAUAACCAAAGAGGAUGAAGUUAAUAAACUGGCAACGGGCAGCAAAGCACAGAUUAAUGAAAUAUAUCACGUAUCGUUUGCACAAGAUUAUAUUCAUAACAAUGAAAUGGAUAGUACCGCUUGUUUGCAAUUAGAAUUCCCACUCAAAACCUUAAUACAAACUCCUCGAGAUAUUAGCUCAUUGAUGUCGACGCCUAACAAACGACCGUUGGAAAAAGAAGUCCAGCAAUACUCCGAAAAUAUAUCCGUAGUAUGUGCUUUUGGUAAAACGGCCUCUGAGCUGGCUUUAGAAAUAGGUGAAGAGUGUGCUAUUGAACUAUUCUCUGUUCGUAAUACCACACCUUCCGUAUGGACAUCUGAUUUGGAAGAAUAUCUGGAUAGCAUCCUUAAAGAGGCCGGAGAUGAUUUCAGAACUAGAUUUUAUGUUAAGAAGCCAAUUGAGCUAUUCCGAUUAUAUUGUGACAAGAUUCUUAUUGAUUUCUAUCAUCUUGUAGAUAUCCAUCCUCAAAUAGACCGAAAAAUCGGAGAACGUAAAUUCAUAGUAAAUCGAAUAUCUUCAAUCUUUAAAUUCUAUGAAUCAACAUUUUUUACACUUGAUUUUGACUGGAUUGAAACCCACUCAAAUUCUUCCAAAAUAACGAAAUCUGAAGCUAAUUCUGGAAUAGUAAAAGUCGAUGCCAAAGCAAUUCGGCAUUCAGAUGGAUUGGAAAUAUGGCAUAUGGAGGUGGCAGGUGGCCCAUCUAAUGCAACCGAUAAACAUACACUAGGAGAUACGAAGAAAACUAUCAAAACCGACACUUUAAACUUAAUUGAAGUUUUAAGAAACUACAUCGAUUGUAAUGUGCAACUUGCAACAAAAUUAAAAGUAUAUUGUACUCUGGUUAUUAGUACCAGAAUGACUCUAUACUCUUUAAACAUGUUACCUGAUGGAAGAUUCCUUUCGGUAGAACUUGCUACCGCAACAAUCCCUUUUAGCUUUCACGGUCGGCAUCAGUAUAAGGCUGUUCUCCAAAUGAUGGCUAUCUUUCAUGAUGAAAUCAUAAAACAAGAAGAGUUAAUGGCUGAAAUUAGUAGAUCCGUGAUUCGACCAGAAGAAACAACGGUUCGUGAUGUAUUAAAAAUACCCGAGGGAAUUUUUGAAAGAUAA